Daphnia pulex (common water flea) is the source of this 5087-nucleotide messenger RNA. It is a transcript of the gene Snoo, whose product is annotated as ski oncogene-like. The coding region runs from base 738 to 2981 and encodes 747 amino acids. Lineage: Eukaryota; Metazoa; Arthropoda; Branchiopoda; Diplostraca; Daphniidae. The record is from RefSeq and is a predicted model, not a curated record. Gene Ontology annotation, molecular function: RNA polymerase II cis-regulatory region sequence-specific DNA binding; DNA-binding transcription factor activity, RNA polymerase II-specific; SMAD binding. Gene Ontology annotation, biological process: negative regulation of BMP signaling pathway. Gene Ontology annotation, cellular component: nucleus. The transcript has 5 exons.
GUCGUCUAGCCUACUGUGUCAGUCUAGAGUGAACAUCCGCCGUGAGAAGGUGGUUCAAGUGGACUUUCCACAAGUACGUAACGUGUGUCUCUGUGUGUGUGUGUGUAUCUCUGGUUGCUUCAUUCCUCCAAAAGUGAACUGAUAAAAAUCUGGGCGCAAGAAUAAGAUUCCCCCGUUUAGUUGGAACAAUGUGAUCGAACGUCUAUUUACAUACACACACAAGUCAGAACGUCGGCCAUGACGUUACGGCCUUGUUCAUUGCCGUUGUCGAGGGCAUUCUCUCGACUACUACCAUGGAUGGUUUAGUAGUUGCGACUAAAAGGUGAUCUUGUUUCUGGCGUUUCUGGCUGGCUCUUUUGUGGUUCGCACCCAAACGAGUGUCUAUGUGUAUCCAUCUCUCUCUCUCCUGUGUGUGUGAGUGUGUACAUGCUCGGAAGCCAAAAAAAAAGUUGUGUGUGUGGAUGUGUGUGUGUGUGAGGAGAAUCGCCUAGACGAGGAGCUCUCUCUCACUGUUGGUACGGGGCUUCUUCAACAUUUUCGAGAACUGCCAUUAUUUUUGGAGAAGUAGUUUAUCCCUUCUGGCGUCUGCUUUGAUCCUGGUUUGGCAAGUCACCUUUAGAAUUGUUUUCUGGUUCUGAUACACUGAGAGUGAGCCGAGUUAAACGAUCGAUUUAACAUUGUUGUCGAAAGUCGAGUAGAAGAAGAAGGGGGGAGACUCUCAAGGUCGUUUGUUGGAUAUGAUGUCGUCGCCGUCGUCUGUGACUGCCACUGGAGGCGCUUCGGUCGCGGCCUCUGCACCGUCGGUCGCGGCCUAUCCCAGUCCACACCUGAAGCAAGUUCUACGCUCUUACCAAUCGGCCGCCUCGAGCUCGUUGUCGGGACCCAAUGGAAUCCUGGCUGGGCCGGAACACGGGGCCGAACAAGCCGGUUCAGGUCUGGUUUAUUAUGCAUACCCCAAUCUACCUCUGCCUGUGGUAGCCACAUCAGUCAAGUCGUCUAUGGCCGAUCUGUCGUCGUUGUCGUCUGCUGCUCCCUGUAAAAUCCGAGUCAAGAGCGAACCCAUUGACGAGAAAUCGUCGUCGUCGCACGACAACUGCUGGUCGACACGCGGCGGUGGCCAGCACGCAGAGUACGACGAGUUCAAAGUGCUGAAACUCAAACGACCGGCCUAUUAUGCCACAAUCAAGGACAAGGAUGCCGUUGAUUUGUCCUCGAAUCGCGACGCAGCAGCCGCUGCCGCCUCAGUCCGGACCGCAACCAAACCGCUUCUGCCAUCGUCACCGCAGCAGCAGCAGCAGCCAGCAACAGUGCAGCCACCGCUGCUGCUACCAUCGUUCCCUAUUUUGAGCGCGGCGGAUCGAGGCUGGAGUCACGCUGAACGAAAUGAGACGCAGCUGGAGGGCCAACCGAUCGCUUGUUUCACUGUCGGUGGCGAGCCGCGCCUUUGCCUGCCCCAAAUCCUCAACUCGGUCCUUCGACAAUUUUACGUCAUGCAAAUUCAUGCCGUCUGCGACGAAUUGCAGAUCAAUUGCUCCCGCUGCACGGCCGAGCAGCUCGACAGCCUCAAGGCAGCACCGGCCAUUCUGCCCCGAUCUGCCGCCAGCUGCGGGCUCAUUACCAAAACCGACGCCCAGAGGCUGUGCAGCGCCUUGCUGCGUCGCGGGCUCAACGAAGCCAGUGCUGGAUCCGCUCCCGAACCGCAUCGAACAGGGCCGGCUCAACAACUGCCGGCUACUGCUGCUACUCUUCCUUCGGGCCCUUCUGAAGUCUCCAUGAAGGAUUGCAUCGUCAAAAAGGAACCGGAAACUCUUAUGGAUGAUGAAGGAGGCGACAACACCACCCGGUGUAGUCGCAAAAACAACAGCAGCAGCGGCAGCAAUGCCUGGUUCCGCGUCUACCACCAAUGUUUCGGCAAGUGCGAGGGUUUGUGCAAGCCGGAAUUGUAUACGUCACCAGACGCAGUGUGCAUCGAGUGUGCCGACUGCAGUCUGACUCUGAGUCCCGCUGAUUUCAUUAGUCACGCCCAUCGUUCGGUGGAAAAUCGAACAUGCCAUUGGGGUUUCGAUUCGACCAACUGGCGGGCCUACCUCCUUCUGGCCCGUCGUCAACAACAGCCGCAGCCAUCCAACGAGGUUCUCCUUCAUCAGCUGGACGAGUUUAAGAAUCGAUUUGGUUGUUCUUCAUCGACAGCCGCUACGGCAGCAGCGGCAGCAGCCGUGGCCGUUAAAAGGAAACUCCAGACGGCCGAGGAGCCCAUGAAAAUGAGUAAAGUCUAUCUGGCGGCAACAACCACUGCAGCCGACAUAAUGGUGGAGAACCAGCACCAGCACCAUGCAAAGAGGUACAAAGAACAUGGCGGUCGCCAAUCGCCAGCCGUCACCACGCCCUACGAUCCGGCGUCGACCGGGUACCAUCAUCAUCAUCACCUCCACCCCGCCGUCUACAACAACAACAGCAGCGUCGGGAGUAGUGCCUAUGGCAAUGGAUUGCGUGAGUCUCCUCCUCCUCUCCAGGAAACUUCAUCGCGAAUCCCGCACGAUAAGGCCGGACAGCCGAAUGUGGCUUUGCUGGCCCCGCCCCGUCUCGCUUUCCAUUCUGCCGCUCCACCUAACGCCUACGCCGCCGAUCCUUUGCCGCCGCCGUCGGUCGGCAACCCCGAAAUUGAAUUGAGCAGCACCGACACGGAAGACUCUGAAUCGAUACCGUCUCACAAUGGAGAUGAGAAACAAGUCUGGGAGCUACCGGCUAAUCUGGCUCAAGAAGUCAGCUCAGUUGAAGAGCUUCUCACAAGGGGAGGAUGUGAUUCAGCCAACAGCCGGUUGGUACUCCAGGCAUUUCGCCGCUUGUGCUUCCGUCUCAACUGGGCCCAGGAGCAGCAGCAGCAGCAGUACCCACCAACAACAACCAACAACGCUGUUCUCAAGUUGAGGACAGAUUUGACGGAAUGCGAUGGUAGCAGCACCAAGUACAAAUCUACUUAGGUUUCAUCUUCUCGAUUUGAGAUUUCUUUUUUCUUUCCUCCUCCUUCGUUUUGUUUGUUUUUGGUUGCGUGUGUGUGUGUGUGUGUGUGUAGUUUGAAGAGCAAAGAACUCGACUGCGCCUCGGUGACAAGUGGGGGGGGGGAGGCCAUCAAAAUGAGCUGUGCGGAAGCCUCACAUAAAAUCGUGCCAAUCUCUUUAGAAAGAGGAGAGAGAGAGAGAGAAGGACUCUGUACAAUAUCCCCCAAACACACAGACACACACACACACCAAGUCCCUCCCCUUUUCCCCCCACACACAGACACACUCUGCCCUGCCCGUGAGUGUGUGUGCUUAAGCUCGCGUGAGCGUCCUCUUGGGUGGGUAAUCCCGGCCCUGUCUCCCUUAUCGUAACUCUUUUCCUUGUUCUCUUCUUUACUUAAAAUGAAACGAAAAAACAAAAAAGAGACGAGGGUAAGACACUAUUGGACGAAAUCGUCAGGAUGUUGAAAGAAAAAGAAAACAGUAGUUUACCUUUGAAUGGGGGGUAGUGAUUCUUUGAUAUAUAUCUUAUCUUCUCUAUCUAUCUCUAAUUCUUAAACAAUUUAUAUAUUAUAUAUACGAUAUCGACUGUAUAUACAAGAGAAGAAGUUGGGAAGUUUAGUGGAGUAGCUAUUCAAAGAAAUUGGAUCAUGAUGAUGAUGCUCUAUUUUUCCCCUUUUUUUGAGGCGACAAAAUCGGAGGGUGAUAAAGUUGUGUGUCAGCUCAAUUCGGCUACGACCUGAUUGUGUGUAAUUUAUAAUAAUAAUUGUGAUUGGAUUUGAGCCGAGCCCAAUGUUGGCUCAUCCUCCACCUCCUCCACGAUUGUGGUGUUUUUUUUUUGUGCGAAAAUUGUUAACAUCCGACCGGGUUUAAAACAAAAGUGUUAAAAGAAAAUAAUAAUUUACCUCUCCCCCCCUUUACACACACACACACACACAAAUUGUUCUUGUCCCCCCAGCUUCUUCUUUUCUAUCUGUCUCAUGUUCACUUUUUAAAAAUUAUCUAUAGUUUACGUAACCUAGCUAUAAACAAAAAAAAAAUAUUCAUUAGAGCCGCGGACACGUUAAAAAAAAACCACCCCCUGCCCUCCCCAAUGUUAUGUGCCCAUUUGAACAACCAACAACAAUUUCGAAAGAAGAAAAAAAAAAGAAAAAUUUAAGCAGCGUGCAUUACAUGUUUGUGUCAAGUCUGUUUCACUGCCAAGGGAUCGACUGCCACACCUGAGCGCGUUUUUGUUUCGGCACCACCACUGAUAAUGGUCCGAUAUAUCUAUAUUAUCUACAUAUAUAUACAUAUUAUUAUAUAUAUAUAUCUGUUUGUUUUUUUUUUUCUUUUGUUUUUUUAUCAAUUAUUCGUUGAAAAAAGGGGCCGAAUUAACUGGGAGAUUGGGCGUAUGGGUGGAAAGCUUUUUAUGAAAACCAGAGAAAAAAAAAUGCGAGAAAAGAGAGGAAAAAAAGUACAAAAUUAUUACUAUGUCGGAUGUGUUCACUGGCAACUCAGUUGAUAUGAAAAAUCAUCGAUUCAUUUUUUUUUUUAUUGUUGUUGAAUUUUCCCUUCUAUACGAAAACAAAAACAAACAAAUCGGAGUGAAAAAAAGAAAACGGUCCUCCACCACCACCGCCAGCCCAGAGACAAUUUUGUACACAUUACACACACACACACACACAUCUCUUGUGCGCGCGCGCUUCUACCGGUGUUAUGUAAAAUUGUGACAUAAUUUCUUUUGUUCAAGCUAAUCUCUCUCUUCUGUCCUGACUUUUUUUUUUUUGUUUUAUUAUUGACACACAAACGAGACAUAAAGAAAGAAUGAAAAGUAAUCGUCGAUAUUAUUCAUUAAAGAAACACAAAUAAGAGGACGAGAUUGACUCAUUUCUUUAUUUGUAUUUUUUUAAAUCUCUUUCUCUCAUGUCUAUACUGCAUUUAUGAUGUUUCCGCUUCAAAAUCCAUCUUUUUUUUUCAUUAUUAUUAUAAAAUAUUGGAAUGAUUUUUUUCCUCUUCAGCCCGAUAAAAACUUGUGAUUUUUCGCUUCAAUGAUAAUAUUGGAGAGAGAAAAGGAAAAAAUCUGAAUAGACUUGAAAUUGGAACGCA